Molecule: messenger RNA, 764 nt
Organism: Notechis scutatus (mainland tiger snake)
Lineage: Eukaryota; Metazoa; Chordata; Lepidosauria; Squamata; Elapidae
Source: RefSeq, a predicted model, not a curated record
AUGGGGAUUGUUGGACACCCCUGGUUUAACGCCUUUCGUCGUUUUACCUCCCAGAAUGAGAAGGUGAAACCGGGUGUCGUUUACGUGGGUCACCUCCCGAGAGGCCUCUACGAGGCUCAGCUCCAGCAGUACUUCAGCCAGUUUGGAACAGUGACUCGGGUCCGCCUUUCGAGGAGUAAAAAGACAGGAGGUAGCAAAGGUUAUGCAUUUGUGGAAUUUGAAUAUGAUGAAAUUGCAAAGAUAGCUGCAGAUACCAUGAACAAUUACCUUGUCCGUGAAAAACUCCUGAAAUGUGAGUUUAUGCCAGCAGAAAAAGUACACGAAAACCUCUUUAAAGGGUCUGAGCGAAAGUUCAGAAAGCCAUCAUAUCCAGCCGUAAAACGCUACAACCGGAACCGAACAGCAGAGGAGGAAGAAAAAAUGGCUGAGAGGCUGUUGAAAAAGGAAAACAAGUUGCGAAAAAGGCUUGCUGAGAAAGGAAUAGAUUAUGAUUUCCCUGGAUUUAGUGCUCAGAUGCCUCCAAUAAAGAAAAAGAUGAUUUCAAAAUCAGAUUCUAAUGAGGAUGCAUCAGUGGAUGAUGAAGAUCCCACACCAGUGUGUACGCCAACAUUUUUUGAGCGCCGAAAAUCUCAGCCGGAAGAUAAUGAAGAUGAUGAAAUAAUUUUAAAAUUACCACCUACGAUUACAAAGUCUACCCCGCAAGAAAACAAAGUGGCAAAAUUACAGAAAAAAAGUGCAAAUAAAAAAUGUAAAUCUUAACACUU